UUCAAACUCUACUUGCACUAAUAAUUCUCAUUUUAUCAAACAAUCAUGUCCAAACCAAACAUUGAUGAACUCGGCGGCAUGGCAUCUCGCAACAAAGACCACACCCACUACCCACCCCACUUGCAAAGCCAUCUCACUACCGACGAACGGGGUGUCAUGAUUGGCAACGAGGAUCCGUCCUCAAAGCCCAAGGCUACUAGCAACCCCGAAGAAGUGAACACGGCCUUCGCAUCUAAACCCCUUGAACAAGCCCUUCCCCCGCAACACGCGGGAACGAUUGAUGAACUGGGUGGAAUGGCGUCGCAUAAUGUGAAGCAUACACAUUAUCCGCCGCAUUUGCAGAGUCGUAUUGGUGUGCCGACCAUGACGGGAGCGGUGCGUCAGGAGCAUCCUGUUUCGCAAGAGGUUGAAGAAGAGAGUGUUGUUGAUGCUUUGUGAGGUUGUGGGAUGUACUAGGUUGAUAAAAGUCUUGUAAAUAAAGUUGUUGAAUCCAGUGUGCUUUGUGGUGGUGGUGGUGUCAAUGGACAUCUAUGCACACCAAGAUCGAAAUCAAAAAGCGUUAUUGUUCAAUUACGUGUAUAAAUGCAUCUAUAUCUACAAGAAAGGUUUCAAAAUAGCC
Spizellomyces punctatus DAOM BR117 is the source of this 619-nucleotide messenger RNA. RefSeq lists its product as uncharacterized. NCBI's taxonomy places the organism in Eukaryota, Fungi, Chytridiomycota, Chytridiomycetes, Spizellomycetales, Spizellomycetaceae. The record is from RefSeq and is a predicted model, not a curated record. Bases 46 to 438 code for a protein of 130 amino acids. The transcript has a single exon.